AUGCCUCCCGGUGACGAGCCCGCCUCUGCAACGGCUUCGGCUUGUCCGACUGCUCCAAUCAUCACGGUUGCCCCACGUCGUGAUCCCGGUGUGUUCUCUGGCCUGGAGGGACAGGAUGUCGACCACUGGAUCAAGCCCUAUGAACACGCCAGUCCGUUUUCUAUACCCCCGGCGUCAAAGUAUGGGCCUGGAUACCCACACGCCGUCGUGGGCGCUCCGAAAAAACUCCUACGAGAGUACUUUGGGCCGUACAGAGUGAUCCGCUGCCUCAGCGAUGUGAAUUACGAGGUCGUUCCCAACAGUGACAAUAGCUCCAGUCGCCGCAAGCACUUACCCGAAGUGGUGCAUGUGACUGGCUUCCAUUGGCUACGUGGAGAGGAUGGCCGAAUGGCUGCGAUCUCGAAUGCCAUCGAUGAUAUACUGCCUGGCCUCAAGGGACGUCCGAGCAAGGCACGUGAACGCUGCAUGACGGAAGCGGAAGAGAUCAAGCACGUCACGAAGGGAAACGAUGAUGACACGUUCCAGAUGCUUCUGGCCAAGGACCCGAGCACUGUUGGUGACGUCAUCAGCUUGUGCCACAGCUAUGAUGAAUUACGCAAGCAGCGAGCUCAGAAAAGGCGACAUCUCACACCAAAUACGGCAUCACUCUGCAGCCUGACCACCCACCCAGAAGAAGCCUCCCUGAUAACCCAAAUGAAGGAUUUCAUGCGCGAAGGAGUCGCACGACAGCUAUCACUGGUGUCCGUCGCUCAGGAGUCUGCCAGCACUCUGCCGUCUCAUCUCCGUAACGUGAUGCAAGAAGAGGUCGCGGAAGCGCUGCCACCUGUUCGCCAACAGAAUGUCGUGACUACACCAGUCACUUAUGCUAUGGCUUCUGCAAUGGCCCCUCGCAUUGUGCCCGUGCGUUGCUUCCAGCAGCCUGCACACCGUCCUCCCCCUCCCGUCUCCUGGACCACCACUGCCCUAGCUAACCCGUGGCGCAGCGAUCUUCGUGGCACGGGCAGCCAGCUGGACCCGGCUCGCGUGCACCACGCGCACGAGGCGUCACGCGAGGUGAAAGAGGAAGACGGUUCGAAGCCAAUUUUUGAGAACGCGACUGGCGGGGAUUUCUUCACGACCGCACUUGCCAAUUCGAGUGCUGCAGACCACUUCAUAGACUGCCACAUGUCUCAAGAAUGUAACCUGUGCUGGCAAACGUGCGAGCUCAUCGAGGCAAACUACCCUGUCUGGGGCAACAUGUGCCAAAUUGAAGACAUCUGCUUCGCCGGGUGCGAAGUCGCGUGUACAUUUCGGAAAAAUAUUCCUAAAGGAGCCAGUUCGGUAGCCGGUAUCUUUAACCGAACACCUCGGGUCGAGCGAAUAGGACAACAUUGCCAUGUAACCUGGACGAGACCUGAUGCGAUGCGCACUGCUAGUUCCUCAGUCCCCCUGGUGUACAUUCUACUGGAGAGACGAAGCCGUAGUGAAAGGAAAUGGGAAGAAAUUGUUCAGACGCAACACCUCAGCGCGACGCUUUCCAGAGGCAACACGGCCAAGCUGUGGGGACUCCGUGUUGUGGCCGUAGCAACCAGUGGAAUUUGGGCGGCAAGCAGAGUGAUAGAGUUGCCGUCAUUGCAGACCAGUGCCGGCGGCGAUUGGGCCGCUGCCGACGAGGAGGCUCUGCAGUCCGACGUGGCAGCAGAGCCACGUGUGCUAAUUCCAUGGCCGCCCCCACAGCUGCUUUCUCUACGUCCAAGUACAACCCGAGGGCUGGAAGCGCACAUUGCCUGGCGUUCAAAUUAUGACCACGAGGCCCUCAGUGACCAAAAGUUUGAGCUGACUUGGAGACUUGACGAUGGCGAUAUAGAGCUAACUGGCCGACUCUACACGUCCGAGACGGAAGCCACGUUUCCAGUUUUGCCGGCCUCCACUUACACCGUGUUUGUUCGACGACUUGACGCAUCCGGGGGUUCCGUGGCUGCCAGCGAAGUGCUCUUCUUGGACACAUCCGCACGGGAAACAGAAGCAAAGCUGCUGCACAGCUCGAGAGGACGAUGCGUGCGAGUGGAAAUGAUGGCCGCUUGCUUGUCCGCCGCUUCAGUUCUGGCGGUUGUUUGCGUGGCGUCUGCCGUCUGCAGAAAGAGUCGGCGCUCCCGGUCACAUACAGCAAUGAAGAAAACGGCAACAUCAAUGAACCUCAAAGACUACAACUUUGUUCCUGGCUACGUUCCUGAAAGCUGCAGUCACCUCCAGUGCGGUCACCCAAGAAGCUGUCGGCUUCCUUGCGGUAACAAUGAAAAAGUGCCUGGCCUGCAGGUUGCCUUCAAGGAAGCCAGUAGCCCUGAAGACGGCACUUACUUUGUGUUCGACCUACGCUCUUGAGCAGUGCAUACAAACAGAAUUUGAUUGGCUCUGCUUAGAUAUAUGGGCUCAAAUGUGGAGCGCCAACAAUAUCUGAAAAGAGCAGAACUCAUUGGCUCGUAUUUCCCUUGAUCUCACUUUUCUGCAGCAAGCAAAGUUUAACCACAUUUAUCACAAAAAAACAGGACCAGAAGCAACGGUCUCGAUCUUUUAGAAAGAUCAGAAACAGCAUGAGCCAACGCAUCUGAAGUACUCCGAAAAUUUCCUGCAGAACUACUUUACACAAAUCGCACUGUGGUGCGAUUUCGUUCGGAUAAUGCUCAACAGAACGACGUUCUUUUUUAUAUUUUGCUUUUACAAUUGCUGCAGAGCUCAACGGCAAAAGACGAUGAUAGGCAAGUUUGCACGUGGCUGUGGGUGUUACUGGUGCGACUGGAGGUGUCAAACAUUGUUAUAUUUUGCGAAACUCCCUUACGCAAUGCCCUUUUCGGGCCUAUAAGGUAUUUUGAAUAAAUAAAUAGGUUAGCACAGGAAACGAGCCACUGAUCGAAAAAGGGCCCCAUUCUGGCAGAUUCUUUUUUCAUGCCUUAGCCUUUUGCCCAACAACAGCUGAUUGCUGAAAAAGUUAAGCUCUGAAUUUUUGUGUAAUUAUGUGGGAAAGGCCCUUUUAUGUAGCGGAAUAUAUACUUCAUGCUUGGACAUUCGAAUUUGGAACUACGUUGUUUGUGGCAUACCUUCAGCAAUGUUCUCAUAAUAAGAAAUUACGAACGCUUUGUGUACCUCACAAAUCGCGCAUGGAGCCCAGUUGAAUGCUGGACAAUUGCUCAAUGUUGCCAUAAGAGAGACCACAGUGCGUGUUUUCCAACAUGUUUUCGUGCUUUUCUACGACGGAGUGUGAAAUUAAAGUAGGUUGUUUCGACACGUAAAUAGGACAAAGAGCUCCUCAUAUGACUCCCUAUAUUCCGCAGUAGGCAAUCGCAAGAUCUGCGAAGUCUCAUAAGUGUUAUGUGAAAAUGCCUACAUGAUUUGUAAAUGCCCCAUAAAAAAAACUGUAACAGCCUCCGGCCUUGCUUGCCGUAGGUAAGUAUAAAAAUUAUUCGCCUUACAUUUCGAAACAGGGUUGCUUCCAGAGAAUUCAAUCUUGCUGGUGUUGCAGAUAACGGAAUCGAUAACCAUGCUAGUUGGUCUUCAUUCGUCUUUGAAUUGACUUUUCCCGCACAAGACACAACAUGGACGUGCUGUCCCUGUGUGCUUCGUUGUCAUCCAUGCAGUUCCUUGCGCUGAACAUUGAAUGAUACCAGAUGUUACUCUGAAUAAGUACAUGUGUACAUAUUCUGCGUGCUAAUUUGCGUUAGUUUGAGCGAAUAGUAUUAAUACAUGAUAUGGGGUUGAAUAGAUUCACCAAAUAGUUUACUAGUCAUUUCACUUCCCGUGGCGCUGCAUUAGAUACAGCAUGAAGCCAAAAGAAAAGAAAUAAGCUGGAAAACAAUGAACAUUGCAAGGUCACAACAAUUUCCAGGAUGCGUGAUGGACACUAUUACUUGGGGAAUUACUUGGGGUGGGUAAUUGCAGUUAUCCAUAAAAUAUGUAUGCUGCAAUAAAUAACUGCUUAUGUGACAAGUGUAAUUUGCUAUUCACAAUGAUGGCAUCUGUUGCUGGGAUCCGUUGAAGCAUUAUUUUCUAAUCUAGUGAAUGCAUAACGUAGGGGUCUUGAAAUGGCUAUUUAGAGGUUUAAAAUGUGAAGUGUUGUGUUGAAAACUUCAUAAGUGAUCUAAAGUUAGCUUUUUUAGGCUGCGUUAUACACCAUCUCAUAUACCCACAAGGCAACAAAGUACGUAUUUAUGCACUUUGUAUGCAUUUAAGGAAGGAAUUUUUUGUGCAUAAAAUGGCAGGGACCGAACGCGCUAAGCUUCAUGUUCGUAAAUCACAUUUGCCACUGGUACCACGCUUCCUUCCUAAAAUUAUUAGGUGCAACAGUGUGAAUGAGGCAUCUGCUCUUGUGAAGUCUUCUAACAUAACUUGAAUAUUGGUGAAAACACAAAGAACGUCUGGACGUUUUACCGUUGUUUCUAUUUUGCUGGCCUUGAGAGCAAGAUUCAGUGGCGAUGUUGUACAAUUUUACUGUAAUUUGCACCUUCAACUGUAUAACUUAAGCGUCAUUGGCAUAUCCCUGUGGUAACAAUCAUUAUGGCAAAUUAUUUUAUUCGACAGUUGGCUUAAGCUACUUUCUGACCGUAGCGAAGAAAGACUGCAAGCGCUCAGCGUGGUGCUAUACAUCGCUUUACUUAUUUAUUCGCACGAAUGUUGCUAAAUUUAGGAAAACGAGCAGUAUGCCCAGGACAAUUGUGAUAUUCUUGGAAUUCAGUGCGUGAGACUACGGGUCUCGUCCUUUCUUUUUGCCUCUAAUGCAUCCAUGUUCGUAGAUCUGUCACCUUUAUAAAUAAGUUUGAUAUCCCCUAUAUACUACGCUCAAUCGCAGGAACUUUCAUACAUAUAAACGCCUCUACUCUAAAGCUCAUGUAUUCAGAGAGUUCUAGUAUGCAUCUUCGGCGGAAAUCAUGUACGCGAAAGCAGGUAUAUAGAUUUCACCCUGAUGUGCGUUUUCGCCAUGAAACAGGAGUGGCGAUCCAAGCACAGGCAGUCCUCAGGAGCACAAGAAUUGCAACACAUCCAACAAAACAAACUGGCCAUGUGUAGAGAGAAGUGCAAAUUGUCACAUCCAAUUAUUGUUUUGCUUGUAGCCCUAUUGUAUGCACAGCAAGAAACCCGGAGCACCAAGCAGUAGCGAAAAAGUAAAUGCAUUCGCACUAUGUAACUUUCCCUAGUAACCAUUUUUACGAGAGGACUCAAUGCAUGUGGCAAAGGAAGACCAAAUGGGAGUUUAUUUGUAGGCAUGCUGCUUAUAAAUAUUGCAUUGCUUUGGUGCUGAACACAAAAAAGUGCGAGCUAGUCAAUAUCGGAAAGUAUCUUACAAUUUAGACAGCUGAGAAGACUUGGCUGUCCCUGAAAAAAUAAGUUGCGUUUUGCAGGGUAAAGUUAUGCAGUUUACUCGUACUCAGUUUUAAUUAGGAGAGGUGACACUCAAAGUACGAUUGCGUGUUAGACACAGUUCGCACUUGGCUUCUAGCGGUACCAAUUCUUUAAAUCUGUUUAGCAACAUCGCCAGAUGUUUUUAAUAGAGCUAACUGACGGGGUUUGGCUAUGGCUAGGUUAGGUUAUUAGACAUUGCCCAUUGGAAACCGCAGCAGCUAAGCCGAGCUUCACAUUACCUUCUCAAUCGAGUCCGCCAAAUUAGAAGCUGAAGAGAUAUCAGGUCCGGAUAGUAGCGAUUACUCGACAUUUCAGAACACCUAGUUGAUAUUUAUCGCUGACUAUCUUCGUAUUGUUUGGCCAGCAGGAAAGUUCGUCUCAUUUCACAAUAUCAAAGUACACUGUACACACUGUAGUUUCUUGUAAUCAUUAGCCGGUCAUGCUUAAAAAUGCCUAAAUGAAACCCACUUUUUAGGAAAGAUUCCUCUCGGGCGUGUUAAGUGCCAACUUUAACCAACAAUUUCAUAGAAAAAAAGACCCGCGCACACGGAUCUGUUCGCAUCAACUACUGCCCCGAGUUGACGCCAAUUCCACGCUUGCUGAAGCAGCAACGAAAGCAUAUUUAGUACAUAACCCUUUUAGUACGACUACACAGCAAAAUAGCCAUGUCGCACUAUUUGCAGGAACCACUCCAGUAAGGAAUGCCUUUUUAUAUAAGGAGCUGCGCAGUGACCGUACCUCAAGCUAUGCAUGAUAUUUUGUUACCAUGCUCGCCUUCAU
Messenger RNA from Dermacentor albipictus, 6150 nucleotides. The record is from RefSeq and is a predicted model, not a curated record. Lineage: Eukaryota; Metazoa; Arthropoda; Arachnida; Ixodida; Ixodidae.